AGGAAAUUCAAAUGUGGAAAAACUGCUCGGCUACGAUAUGGUGAGCACGUUUCAUGUCUUUGGACUGGCCAUUGGCUGGAUGGACAUUGUGGGUGCUAUCAUAUUCGAAUUGGCGAUUAUCUACUGGCUUCGUCAGGGUGUGGAGAACGCACUUCAGCCUGAUGUAGAGGCUAGACAGGUGCAGCGCGUAAAUGGACGAAAGCUCUACGGGAGCCACAGCUUGCUACGUGAUAAUAAACGCAUUUGGAUUUUCUGGGUAUAUUUGCUGCUGCUGAAUGUUUGGAUUGGGGUCACCAUGCUUCUGAUUGCGGGCAUUUUAAUGCAUAAGCCAGAACUGAUGAUAUUCUGGCUCAUCUGGUGUGCUGGCGGCCUCGUAUUCGAUGUAUUUUUCGUGCUUUGGUGGCUACUCGAGUUAAUUGCAGGAGAUUUCAUAGAUGCCCUGACUAAUAUAUUGAUCUCACUAUUAACCAUGGCGAUCGAAUUCGGUUUCAUUUAUAUCGUUUAUAACAUCUAUUUGGAACUGUCGCUCACACCAGAUGGGGCGAAGACAAGCGAUUCAAUGCUUUCAUUCUUCAUAUACUAGGCCAGCAUAUAUUUUUAUAUUGAACAGAAAACUUUUUUUUUAUAUUAUUACAUUCAUUAAUAUACAAUUUAAUAUUUAUUAU
Molecule: messenger RNA, 665 nt
Organism: Scaptodrosophila lebanonensis
Lineage: Eukaryota; Metazoa; Arthropoda; Insecta; Diptera; Drosophilidae
Exons: 4
Coding region: 38-583 (181 amino acids)
Source: RefSeq, a predicted model, not a curated record